This is a messenger RNA of Dreissena polymorpha, 2061 nucleotides long. RefSeq names its product tyrosine-protein phosphatase 10D-like. Gene Ontology annotation, molecular function: protein tyrosine phosphatase activity; protein binding. The record is from RefSeq and is a predicted model, not a curated record. The transcript is spliced from 20 exons. Lineage: Eukaryota; Metazoa; Mollusca; Bivalvia; Myida; Dreissenidae. Bases 1 to 2061 code for a protein of 686 amino acids. Gene Ontology annotation, biological process: protein dephosphorylation.
AUGGGGCCCAGAGCUUACGUUCAGAUAAUCACUCUGGAAGACAAUGAAUUAGCAACCGAAGCGAUAAUUGGUGAUCUCGAUGCUUACUGGAAUUACUCUAUCGAUGUUACGGCGGUCACAUCAUUCGGCGACGACACACGUCAUAGCAACACCUCCACUAUCAACAUCCGAACAGAAGAAGGCGUUCCUGGACCGGUGACGAAUCUCACCGUUCGAAAUGAAACCAAUCUGGAAAAGCCCAGACAACUCUUUGUGAGCUGGCAACCUCCAACUGAACGAGACAUCAACGGAAUUAUUGCGCAAUACGUUAUAUUCUGUUCAAACAGGGAUCAAAAGGUCUGGGCUAUGACAGGUAAAGGUAAUGGAACAAGUACUGAACUUGUGAUCCCGGUGUCCCCUGGAGCACCUGUGCACGCAAACGAAACUCAGGCCACUCCUCUGACGAAAAAAGCGGAUUUUUCACUCGAUGACGACAAAAAGAUGGUUGCUGUGCUACUUCCAAAGAUAUUCCUUUGUGAUAAUCAUAACGGCAAGCCAGAGAAAUGGGGCGUUAUAGUUGCAGAGGCUAGCAAAGCGAACGAAACAUCAUUUGUUGGAAGCCUCGACGAAUAUGAAUCUCACAAAUCCAACUAUUACUGGUAUUGGUCCAAAGCCAUAGACGAGAAAAAUAUUCCACCUUACUUAGCUACUUAUUCCGCGUGGACACCAAAUUGUGGGAAAGUAGAAACCAACCGACGGCGAAGGGAUGUUAACAAUGAGGAGUAUUUGCUAUUCAUUGUCGGCAACCAAGAUUGUUCAAGUAACAACGGUUUCUGUAACGGCCCGCUGCAACCAGGCAAAUCGUAUAGAGUGAAGUCAUACGCCUGCACAUCAUCUGGGUGUACCGAAACACUUUAUUCGAAUCCUAUUCAUACAGCCCCGAAUCUCAUACCAGCUAUUGCUGGCGGCCUUGCCGCAGCUGUUGUGGUCAUCGUCAUUGUAGCUGUUAUCGUGUACACCAAACGUACCAAUAAAUUAUGUUUCUCUGGCAAUUCCAAAACAGUGGAAUCAGCUCAUAUUGGAAAGACGAUAGAAAUCCCUGUGGUAGUCUCCGAGUACAUCUUCAAACCAGGUGCUGUGGAAUUGACCGCAUUCCCUUCACAUUUGGAAAAAAUGCAUAAAGACAGUAAUCUACUUUUUGCAGAUGCAUUUAAGAUGCUGAAAGACAAGAGCCCUGUCCAUCCAUGUUCGGCGGCUGAAUCCCAGCAGUGCAGACCCAAAAACCGCUACACGAAUAUUAUGCCUUUUGACCAUUCCCGAGUAAAACUUCGAGCUCUAGACGAUGUUGAAGGAUCCGACUUUAUCAAUGCGAACUUUGUACCGGGUUACACUUCACCCCGAGCGUUCAUUGCAACUCAAGGUCCAAUGCAGAUGACAUUUGAUGAGUUCUGGCGCAUGGUCUGGGAGCAGAAUGUGGACACGAUUGUCAUGCUAACAAAACUGGUUGAGAAAGGGCGGAUCAAAUGUGACCAAUAUUGGCCGAACACGAACGACCCAGUAUUCUACGGUGAAGUGGUUGUCUCCAUAAAGUCCGAGUCGAACCUUUCCGACUACACACUGAAGAUUUUCGAAAUCAAAACAUCGAAGGGAGCAAGUCGGAUGGUGAAACAUUUCUGGUAUCUUAAAUGGCCGGACAUGGGCUGUCCGGAAGAUCCCAAGAUGCUGUUGGAUUUUGUGAAAACCGUCCGACAGCAUACGAAUAGACCUGACAGGACCAGUCCCACUGUUGUGCACUGCAGUGCCGGUGUUGGGAGAACCGGAACAUUUAUCGCGGUAGAUAACCUUCUGCAGCAUAUCCGUGACCAUGACAGCGUAGAUAUCUUCCAACUGGUUCUUGACAUGAGGGAACACCGUUGCAACAUGGUGCAGACUGAGGACCAGUUUGUUUUCAUCUACGAAUGUCUGAAAGCAUUUAUCACCACCGAUGAGGGCGAGGAGCAUAUUUGUGAUUCAAAUAGUUUGGCCAUGCCCAGGAGUGAGCGACUCAGUUAUGGGGUGCAGAAGCAGCACCAGCGAUCUUGA